AGCCAACCCAACAACAUUGACUCUCUGUUUUGUUCUAUUUUGUGGCAUAAAACAAGAACCAAACCCUACCUCGUACCCGUGUUCUGUGUGUGCUUGUGUGAUAGUGGUGGUAGCUACCAUCUUCUCUCUGUGCUCCAACCUCUGAAUUUCAAAAUGGUGAAAGCAAGUGAGAGCGGUGCAGUUCCUGAGCCGGUUAUGGAUGCCGCCAACACCACUCUCUCCAACCUUCAACUACUCCGAACGCAUUUUAACGACUUUUUGUCGCUCUCCGACCCUCAAAUCCUUUCUCAAAUGCCCCCUCUUCAACGCGCUCACGCCCUCUUCAUCCUCGCUAAAAUCACCUCUACCCUUCUCGAAUUGAAUUUGAGGUGUAGUGGUGUCCACCCAGAUGAUCAUCCCAUCAAAUCAGAGCUCGACAGGAUGAGCUUGUACGAGGACAAACUGGAACGUAUGAUUGAUUUGAGUAAAGCUCCACUGCGACCUUCCACUACCUUGAAUUACCAGGCGGCUACACGCUUCAUAGAACACUCUCUACCUGACCUAACUUCUGAGCAGAGGCAAAAUAUGAGGAACAUAAGUAGAGGGGAGAGAACAAAGACAAACCUUCCGGGUCGGGCAGGUCAAAAGAGGAAAUAUCAGUCUUCUGAAAAACAAUCUGUUAAAGCAGCUGCCAAGGAUUUUUUGGAGAAAGCAGCCAGGGAGAUUCUUGGUGAUACCAGUGGCGGUAUUAAGGGACCGCUACAAGUUGACAUGUCAGAGGAUGAUGACAACAACCAGCCCUUAUCCUGAUUUUCCAGAAAUUUGGGUCUCCGUAUCCUAUAUAUAAACAUUAGCCAUGUUUUGGAGUCCACAUCGGAGUCAGUAUUUAAUAGCCUGGGGACAUCAUCAGGGCCUGGGGACAUCAUCGCCAUCCGCUGGUCUUGUUCACACCACUGAGACAAAAUACUAAAAUUUCAGAGACAAACCUCCUGUUGAUGGUGGCAGUGCAUGGACAUAUUGACAAACUCAAUAUAUUUGUUCCCUGCUUGUAGCAUUCAACCUAUAUGCUUAUCUGGCUUGACGAGCGUUGGAAAUGGGUCCUAUAAUUGGCACUUAAACUCUAGUAUAAGUGUUUCUUCAGAUGUAAUUAUAUUAAAUUCUCUUUAUUACUCUUAAAUGUAAUUGUCACUCGAAUCAAUAUAAAUAUGUGGUGUGUUGAGUGCUUUUCAUUCAAGCAACUCACCCGUGUAUUCUGUCUUGAGCCCUCCUGUUGGAGCUCAUUGUGCAGAAGACAAUAGAGUGUCUUGUGAGUUAAUGAAAAUUUUAGACUAGUUGGUUUAGGAUUUAGACUCAAAGUUUGAAUAUAAUUUGUGAUCGAUAUGUAAUUUAAAUCUCCAUUCAAUGAUAUGUGUGGUCUCCAAUGCAAAAAAAA
Vigna unguiculata (cowpea) is the source of this 1411-nucleotide messenger RNA. RefSeq names its product Sas10/Utp3/C1D family. Gene Ontology annotation, molecular function: DNA binding; RNA binding. Gene Ontology annotation, cellular component: nucleolus; exosome (RNase complex). The record is from RefSeq and is a predicted model, not a curated record. NCBI's taxonomy places the organism in Eukaryota, Viridiplantae, Streptophyta, Magnoliopsida, Fabales, Fabaceae. Gene Ontology annotation, biological process: maturation of 5.8S rRNA; regulation of gene expression.